Molecule: messenger RNA, 2407 nt
Organism: Aureobasidium subglaciale EXF-2481
Lineage: Eukaryota; Fungi; Ascomycota; Dothideomycetes; Dothideales; Saccotheciaceae
Product: glycoside hydrolase family 78 protein
Exons: 2
Coding region: 250-2304 (684 amino acids)
Biological process (GO): carbohydrate metabolic process
Source: RefSeq, a predicted model, not a curated record
CGAUGACGGCGCUCUCGACAAGCUGAGGAAGAAGCCGAUUUAGGCUCUCAGGCUUCCCCUCAGCUUCCCCGCUCGCUCCAGGGCGAUCUACGCGCGGUAUGCAAGCAGAGCGAUCUACAGGAUGCUGGUAUUUUUCCGUUCCUUCGGGUCAAGAUGUUGCGAAGCAUUUCAUCUGCCAAAGCCAAGUCAUAUCAAGCACUCUGCCCUGCGCCAUGCUCUCCAGUCCAUACUUGGCCUUGAGCACUCACUAUGCGCCUCAUCCGACCCCUCGUCCUCUUGGGCUUCGGCCUGGUAGUGCAAGCUCAAAAGUGCUGGGAGAAGCUGACCUGUACAGGGCCACUCGAGAGCGCUUUUCCUGGUGACUGGGAGUCCAACAUCUAUGCACCUGCAUCACGUCACGUAUCGCCGACUUCGGUCCUCGCUCUUGCGGACGCCUCGCUCAUCUCUGCAUGGCCCGGCCCGGCUCACAUCACCGGCAAUGGUUCAGCAUUGGUCUUCGACUUUGGAAAAGAGGUGGGAGGUUUGGCCACAAUAUCAUACACAACACAAGGCUCGGGCGCUCUCGGUCUAGCCUUUACAGAAGGGAAGAACUGGAUCGGCUUGUGGUCAGACUCGUCGAACGGUCGCUUCCAGGCAGGGGAUGGUGCUAUCUACGCAAACUUCACCACGUCUGGCAAUCACACCUACACUAUGGACAAGGUCCAUCUUCGUGGCGGCUUCCGAUACAUGACUCUGUUUCUCAUCACGAACGAGACUACGUCCAUCGAUAUCCACGAUAUCUCUCUCGAAAUUGGCUUCCAGCCCACCUGGAGCAACCUUCGCGCCUACGCUGGCUACUUUGAUUGUUCUGACGACGAUCUCAACAAGAUAUGGUACAGUGGGGCAUACACCCUGCAAACAAACGCAGUACCCGUAGAUACUGGUCGCAAUUUUGUCGCCAGUGGCUGGAACAACAGUGGUCUGCUAUCCAAUGGUAGCACCGUCAUCGUCGAUGGCGCUAAGAGAGACCGUGCUGUCUGGCCAGGUGACAUGGGAAUUGCAGUCCCUGCGACUUUUGUCAGUAUCGGUGACCUUGACAGUGUGGCCAAUGCUCUGCAGACCAUGUAUGACCAUCAAAACGCUGACGGAUCCUUCCCAGAAGCCGGUCCUCCGCUAUUGCAACAGAAUUCAGAUACUUAUCAUAUGUGGAGCAUGAUUGGGACGUAUAAUUAUCUGCUUUACACCAACGACACUGCCUUCUUGAACAAGAACUGGGGUCGCUAUCUACAAGCCAUGCACUUCAUCUACAACAAGGUUCUUCAACCGUCUGGCUUACUCAAUGUAACAGGUACACGUGAUUGGGCAAGAUGGCAGCAGGGUUUCAACAACAGUGAAGCCAACAUGAUUCUGUACCAUGCACUGGUCACGGGAGCAGAUCUUGCAACCUGGCAAGGAGAUACGACCGGCCUUGCGGAUACCUACAGAUCUCGCGCAGCAAACCUGAGCACUGCGAUAAAUCAGCACUGCUGGGACGGGAGCUUCGGGGCUUUCAAAGACAAUGCGACAGAUACCUCACUCCAUCCUCAAGACGCUAAUAGUAUGGCCGUCUACUUUGGUGUCGUUCCUGCGUCCUCGCCUUCAUGGUCAUCUUCGCGUGCUCAGAGCAUCUCUGAGAGGCUUACAGACAAUUGGACACCCAUUGGCGCUGAGACGCCAGAGCUGCCAAACAAUAUCUCGCCAUUCAUCUCUUCGUUCGAGAUACAAGCGCAUCUGGUUGCGGGCCAGAGCAAGAGGGCACUAGAUUUGAUACGCCGAUCAUGGGGAUGGUACUUGCAUCAUCCGAAUGGCACAGGGUCCACUGUCAUUGAAGGCUACCUCACGAACGGCAGUUUCUCGUAUCGAAACAGUCGCGGAUAUUCAUAUGACGAGUCGUAUGUGUCGCAUUCGCAUGGUUGGAGCGCUGGUCCGACUUCUGCUUUGACCAACUUUAUUGCUGGAUUAUCUGUGACUGGCCCGUUGGGUUCGACCUGGUCGUUGAAGCCGCAGUUUGCAGAUCUGAAAUAUGCUCAAGCAGGGUUCGUGACUUCUCUGGGCAGAUUCAGCGCAGGCUGGAACGUUACAAAUAAUGGCCGAGACUAUUCUUUGUGGUGUAAGAUACCAGAUGGAACCCUGGGAAACGUCACUUUACCUCCGCUACUCUCUGGGAAGACAGGCAAAGUGAUCAUAGACGGAAAAAGCUUCAAGAACAGGAGUGUUGACAAAAGAGAUGGCUUGACCUUUGAGAUUGGUGGGGGCAAUCACAGUAUAGUUGUUGUCAGUAAGUGAUGGCAAUUCAGAAAGCCUACGCGAAUGCAAGCGUCGCUUUACAUUCGAAUUUGAUACCAAGACCAAGAAAUGAAUGGCAAGAACAGAUCGCAGAUGAUCAUGU